AGUAUUAACUGGCUGCGGUCCGUCGACGUGACUGGAUCCCCCCCCUCCGCUCGCUCCCCUCCGGUGACGGGCCUCUCGUUCUGCUUCACUAUCCCCGUCUGCUAUCCGCCCCCUCUCUCUGGUGGUGCCAUAUUGGACCAUCCGUCUUUCGUUACCCUCAUCAUUAUUCUGGAUUGCGCCGCGGGUCACUCGUUUUUUACUCCCCCAUCUCCCCUCUCCCCCCUCCCUCCACCUCUUCUCCCACCAUCUUCUCUCGCUUGAAUUUUGUUAACUGGGGCGUCGUCGAACCCCCGAGCAUCCAAACAUGGCACACAUCAACUUCUUCGUCAACUGGGAAUUAUGGCAGCAGAUGACCUUUGUGCUCGCCGCGGCCAUCGUCGUAGUAUUCCUGGCGGGCUUGGUCAAGCUGUGGUGGCUGAGCAGAUAUCUGAAGAAGCAUACCGUACUCGACGAAGAAAAGAGGAUUAGGCACAUGGAGAUGCGCAAGAGCGGCCUCCCCGUCGGAAAGCGGGCGGACAUCCCGUUCGGCGUGCGCGCAAUACAAAGCGGCAUAGAGGUGGACGGUAUCUGGAUAUCGAGGCCCAGCACACCAGUGGGGCUCGGUCAAAGCAGCCCGUCGUUCGCCUCGUCGUCGACGCUCGAGUCGGAUGGUAGGCUGAAAGGCAAAGAACGAGAAAAUGACAUGGUCAUAUCGGGCGGUGUUCGGCACUCGACGAUGACGGUGACCGAGGUCGAGCCAACGCCUGCGCAAAGCCCACAACCAAGCCCACAGAUCACUCCGACUAGUCUCUCUGAACGGCGCAUCCCGAGCGACGCCAACCAGACCCAGGCCAGGGCAUCCCUCCCCCCUGGGCGGCCUACGUACCAACCCAAGGGUUCUUCGCGUCGUCGAACUAUUGAUACCUCUGGUGGCGCAUCUUUCGAUGCUGAGACGUUGAACCGGCUCGAGGCCAAUUUCGUUAGACCUCGGCAGGUUGAAACCUACAUUCCGACAAAUUCGUCAUCUAGCUCCCAGUCCUCGACAUCCUCACGCCCGAGGACCACGGUCGGGCGCAACUCAACCUCGUCGGAGGAGGACGUCGGCCAUUCGAACAUGCGCUACACACCCACCUCCCGCCGCUCUGGUAUACCCAUGGUUCGGACGCACCCCCUUCACGAUGAUGUAGGGUCGCCGCCGUCGAACGCGGGCUCUCUCUCGGACACGCCGGCUAAGCAGACGCGACAUCCUAGUGAAACACAGACCCCCGGUUCAUCGCCGCCGAUUUCCCGGCCCCCGUUAGCGGCCAAUAGGCCGAUACCCCACCGUACGUACUCGGGUGACGCCUACGCGAACACGACCAUCAGGAGAGUCAAUGCGGGGUUUGAACUUCUACCUGCUGGUACGUUCGACCAGCCCCAAAGCCAAAAUGGCGCCGAGAAUGUCCAGCCGAGGAGCCACAGUAAUAGCCGAGCUCAUAAGGGCCGCGAUCGAUCGUCAAGAUAAUGUCUAG
Messenger RNA from Durotheca rogersii, 1490 nucleotides. RefSeq lists its product as uncharacterized. Bases 305 to 1483 code for a protein of 392 amino acids. NCBI's taxonomy places the organism in Eukaryota, Fungi, Ascomycota, Sordariomycetes, Xylariales, Xylariaceae. The transcript is spliced from 2 exons. The record is from RefSeq and is a predicted model, not a curated record.